AUGCAAAUUCCAAAAGGUACGAGCGUCACUACUCAAGCUGGGCCUAGUAACUCACAAAAAGGGAAGGCUAGAGUGUUAGCAAGCAGCCCAAAACCUGUAUCGAACAAUAAUCGUCGAAAUGGUGAAUCACAAGCUCCACUUCCCGAAGCCGACGAGCGUUUUGCGCGCGUAACAUAUCUACAAAAUGGGCGUAUAGAUACCUACCAGCUUAAAUCCAAACUAACGGAAUACUUGGGAAAUAAUGCUUCCAUGUAUUGGGUAACUUUGAAACGAUUAAUCUACUGUAAGAUUCGACGUAUUGACUUUGAUCGAAUUGUGAGGCCUCUAUUUGAUAAGGAGCACUUGGACCUCCAUAAUAUGUUAUUAUUUGGUAUAUUCAGAAAUUGUCUCAACAAGGAAGGACCGCCUCCACAACCAGAAUCGCAUUCGAAAAAGCGUGGACGAGAUGGUGAUGAAGAAACAAGCGUCUCGGCACCUGACUCAAAAAGAAAAAGAUUAAAGGAGAUCAUCAUGGGGUUGCCAAAGGAUGAGAGAGAAAGAAUCAAAGAUAUCGCGAAGGCAUUACAUUCUUUCACUUCUUCUACAUCAUUACCACCGCCGAAAACUGAACGACUCCCUCGGUACGAUAUCCAGGAUGGGGUAUUUCGGCCUCAAUCCGAUGGCAUGCAUGUACCAACGUGUGCUGAACAAAAAGCAUUGCCUGAUCACAGGGCAUUAUUCGGGAGAUUAAAUGAAAUAGCACAUUCAAACGGACUAAAAAAUGUCUCCGAAGAUUGUGUUCAGUUGAUGAAUUAUGCGUUGGAGUCGCAUUUAAAGAAUAUUCUUGGUAAUUGCAUUCAAAAGACGAGGUCUGGUAGUUCGGCUUUAGCUAAUGGCAACUCGGCAAGAAUUGGCCGGAUGUAUCAAGAUAAGACUUCGAUCACGGGACAAGAUAUGGCUUUUUCUCUAGAUAUGUCACCCCAUAUCCUAGUCGAGCCUUCAUUAGCUCGUGAACGAUUGACUUCUGUAGUGUUGGACGAUAACGAAGUGUGCGUUGAGGAUGAAGAUGGUAUCGAGGAGUCCGCUGCAUCGGAGAACAGCUUGUUCUCCGCUUAG
Molecule: messenger RNA, 1095 nt
Organism: Funneliformis mosseae
Lineage: Eukaryota; Fungi; Glomeromycota; Glomeromycetes; Glomerales; Glomeraceae
Source: the annotation of a GenBank genome assembly